AUGGCUUCUGUUAUCAAGUUCGGCACUUUCCCCGUGACCAAGCAGGUUUUCUAUAAAACCCCCUUCACCUUCGCUUUUGUCAACCUCAUGCCCAUUGUUCCUGGCCAUGUGCUUGUUUCCCCUCUGCGAGUUGUUGACCGAGUCUCUGACUUGACCGAGGAGGAGGCCUCCGACUUCUUCCUCACUGUCAAGAAGGUCGCUGCUGUUAUCGAGAAGGAGUACCCCUCUCAGUCUCUGAACAUUGCCAUCCAGGACGGUCCUCUGGCCGGCCAGACCAUCCCCCACGUCCACUGCCACGUUAUCCCCCGUGUUGCCAACGACCUCGAGUCUGUCGAUGCCAUCUACCGAAAGAUGGACGCCAAGGAGUACGACCAGGAGGAGGGCUUCGCCGCAGCCAAGAAGCUGUACGACCGAAACGCCUUUGCUGGUGGUAUCGACGCUGGUACUCCUCCUCGAACCGCCGAGGACAUGGAGGCUGAGGCUCAGAAGCUCGCCAAGAACUUCGAGUAG
This is a messenger RNA of Yarrowia lipolytica CLIB122, 510 nucleotides long. NCBI's taxonomy places the organism in Eukaryota, Fungi, Ascomycota, Dipodascomycetes, Dipodascales. The record is from RefSeq and is a predicted model, not a curated record.